Molecule: messenger RNA, 1483 nt
Organism: Galeopterus variegatus (Sunda flying lemur)
Lineage: Eukaryota; Metazoa; Chordata; Mammalia; Dermoptera; Cynocephalidae
Product: trans-1,2-dihydrobenzene-1,2-diol dehydrogenase-like
Exons: 7
Coding region: 1-816 (271 amino acids)
Biological process (GO): NADPH regeneration
Cellular component (GO): cytoplasm
Molecular function (GO): oxidoreductase activity
Source: RefSeq, a predicted model, not a curated record
AUGGUGGCUCGCUGGGGCCAGUUACUGCAGCAGAGCGCCAUCUGGAAGGGGGUGUUCUGCGAGAGGCCGCCCAGCUUGGACGGGCAGACUGCUGAGGCCUGCUUUGAUGAAGCUGACAGGUGUGGGAAGCCUUUGGUCUGUGGAUUUUACAAGCGUUUUGACCCGGCUUUCCAGUUCUUGUACAGGCAGGUCCACGAGGAACACGCUCUGGGGCAGAUCCACAGGAUCGCCGCUGUCAGCAGCCUGUACCCGGCGGCUUCUCCAGCUUUCCUGAAGAGGGCAGGUGGGAUUUUCUACAACGCUGCUGUGCAUGACGUGGACGUCAUCAGCAUGUUGCUGGGGGAAUCUGUUCCAGAUGCCGUGUUUGCUUUGGGCCAUGCCUUCUGCUCAGAUAUGGCCUCCUUAAAAGAAGCCGAUACCGUUGUGAUCAGCAUGAAAUUUCCUGGUGGGGUUCUCGUUAGCUUGGACGUCAGCCAGCACUGUACGGACAGCUGCGAUCAGAGACUGGAGGUGCGUGGGUCUCAAGGCACGCUGCGCAUGGAGAAUCAGAACUCCUUGGGCAUCACUGGACAUGGCCCUUCCCUGUCGCUCUGCCCCCAGACCCAGGCCGGACGCUAUCAGGACGCAUAUCGAGAGCUCUUCAGACACUUUGUCAGAACGCUUAAAGGGACAGAACCUCCUCAAGUCACCAAAGAGCAGCUCCUCAGGGCCAUUCAGGUAGUUGCCACUGCAGAGCAGUCCUGGCGCAGCCGGUCAGCCGUGAACCUGCCGAGUGAGGUGGCAGAGGCCUCCGUGGUCAAGACAGAAGCCCCGUGAACUGCCCCAUGGCUCAAGCCAGUGUCCUGCCUGAGAUCUGAUCACCUGUUCCACCUCUACCUGUUACCAAGAGAGACAGAACCUUCCAGUGACGUUACUGCCACUGGAAACUAAGAAGGAAAGGCAUUCGGAAACCGUUUCAUUAUUGGAGUAACUGGAUUGUUUCAGGAUGGGACCUCAGACGCGGGGGACAGAAGUUGCUGUUGCUUUUCUGUUUUGUUUUGAGCUCAGGCCUGGUACGUGAGGGAUGCCUUCAUGGUUGCAGUGACCUUGGCAGAGUCCUCGGAGUCCUGCUGGUUGGGUUGCUUAGGAAGAAUGCGGGUCAGGAUUUGGACCGUGUAAAUGCAUCUGGAAGCCUGCAGUGUCAGCUUUUCCACGCGGGAGCCGAGUGAAGGCUGGUUCUCCAGUAGACUGAGCCUCACGUGUGUGAAGCAGGCUGCAGGUUUUUUGGCCUCUUUUUUGGCAAUUAUAGCAGUAUUAAAAAGCAAACAAUUUUCUUGAAGAAUCUGUGAUUUUGUGCACAGUUAUGUGCAGCACCAUUCCUAAGAAAUGUGAUGAAAUAUUUGUAUAUGAUAUUAAAAACCCACUUUAUGGGCCAACCCCGUGGCUCACUCGGGAGAGUGCGGCGCUGGGAGCACCGAGGCCGCGGGUUCGGAUCCUAUAUGGG